UUUUGUAAAUAUUUUGGAGAAUUACCUCCCCUAAAAUGAAGAUUUUUUUGGUUUCUGUUCCAGUCUCCGUUCUGUUAGUGUAAAAGGGACAGAAUUUUUCCACAGACACUGCAACAAGGAGAAUACUAGUUUCUGGAUUUGAACAUUAGAAGCAUGGCAACACCUAUGCAGUUUGACCUGAAUGAGACAGACAUGACUGAUGAAGCUAGACCUUAUGUGUGUCAGAUAUGUAAUAAACGCUUCACACAGAAAGGCCAUCUGAUGACACACAGGAGAACACAUACAGGGGAAAAACCUUACUCUUGUCAUAUCUGUAAUAAAAGAUUCUCACAGUCAUCACAUCUCAACACACAUAAGAGAAUACAUACUGGAGAAAAGCCCUAUUAUUGUACAGAAUGUGGCAUGGGAUUUUGUCGAAAAAGAAGACUUGAAAAACACAUGGUCUUACACAAUCAAUAUGAAAAUAUUAACUCUAAAAUUGAUAAUUUACACGGACUUUUACACCCAUCAUCAUCAAGAGAAUCAUCUCAACCUCUCUUCCCUAACAGAUUAAGUUCAAAUGAUUUUCCCGUACAAAAUGAAAGUUCAAAUUGUCUUAAAAGGAAGCCAGCUCAAGUUCAACACAUAAAUACUAAUCAAUUGGAUGAAACAAAUGAGGAUAGGGUAACAGAAAGGGUUGUAAUAAAACUAGAGGAUGAUAACAAUGAAAAUUUAACCGAACGGAAUCUGCUACCAGAAUCUACAAUGUUAGAGGGAGAUAACCCAACUGGGACAAUGGGAGAAAUUGAUCUGACUCAUAUAACACCUCCUUAUGAUGGGGAGGCAGAUAAUAGUGAAAUCGUAGGUGGGGAUUUUAAUAAUCUUGGAAGUUUGUCAGGAGAUGAUAUAGAUUUGGAUAGAAUAAGUCUUACAAGUGAGAGCAACGUAUCUGGAUCAGAACAAAAUCAUCCACAAUUUCCAUCUAGGCAUGGAAUAGGGUUCAGAGGUUUCCGAGGAUUUGGACGAGGGAGACCAAUGUGGCAUAGGUUUAAAAUGAGAAAACUUAAUCAACUUGAAAAUAGAAUAGAUCGAUGUAUAAUGACUUUACCACAGACACAGUCUACUAAGUCAAAUGAUACAUCUGGACAAAUUUCAUCAAAUAAUCGAGUGAACUUGGUGAAUUUUUCCAGUUCUGAUUUAUUGACCCACAUGAUGUCUAGAGAUGAUGUAUAUAAAUGUGAUUUUUGUUGUAUGAUUUUUCAGGAUGCAGCUAUGUACCAUCUACAUAAAAGCAUGCACGAUAAAAUGGAUGUUAGGUGUUGUAACUUGUGUGGUAAAAUGGCACAAGAUAAAUAUGAUUUUAUUGCUCAUUUUCUUAGUGAACAUAAAUAAUAUUAGUAUG
Molecule: messenger RNA, 1381 nt
Organism: Mytilus trossulus (common blue mussel)
Lineage: Eukaryota; Metazoa; Mollusca; Bivalvia; Mytilida; Mytilidae
Product: DNA-binding protein Ikaros-like
Exons: 3
Coding region: 154-1371 (405 amino acids)
Biological process (GO): regulation of transcription by RNA polymerase II
Molecular function (GO): DNA-binding transcription factor activity; RNA polymerase II cis-regulatory region sequence-specific DNA binding
Source: RefSeq, a predicted model, not a curated record